CUUACGUCAGUCAUACGCAGUCGUUGGUGCGAGGUGGUAGUGCGCUAUCGUCAUCUCUCAAGUCUUCUUUCUUCCUAUAAACGGUAACGAAAUGGGUGACGUAGAAAAGGGCAAGAAAAUCUUCGUGACGAAGUGUGCGCAGUGCCACACUGUCGAGGCUGGAGGCAAGCACAAGGUGGGGCCCAACCUGAAUGGACUCAUCGGCCGCAAAACAGGCCAGGCCCCUGGCUUUACCUACACUGAUGCCAACAAGUCAAAAGGCAUCACCUGGGGACCUGACACCCUGGAUGAGUACCUCACCAACCCCAAGAAGUACAUCCCUGGCACCAAAAUGGUCUUCGCUGGACUCAAGAAGCAGUCCGAGAGAGCUGAUCUCAUAGC
Molecule: messenger RNA, 381 nt
Organism: Hyalella azteca
Lineage: Eukaryota; Metazoa; Arthropoda; Malacostraca; Amphipoda; Hyalellidae
Product: cytochrome c
Biological process (GO): mitochondrial electron transport, ubiquinol to cytochrome c; mitochondrial electron transport, cytochrome c to oxygen
Cellular component (GO): mitochondrial intermembrane space
Molecular function (GO): heme binding; electron transfer activity
Source: RefSeq, a predicted model, not a curated record